This is a messenger RNA of Culicoides brevitarsis, 1473 nucleotides long. Its product is annotated as protein krueppel. NCBI's taxonomy places the organism in Eukaryota, Metazoa, Arthropoda, Insecta, Diptera, Ceratopogonidae. Gene Ontology annotation, cellular component: nucleoplasm. The coding region runs from base 1 to 1473 and encodes 490 amino acids. The transcript is spliced from 2 exons. Gene Ontology annotation, molecular function: RNA polymerase II cis-regulatory region sequence-specific DNA binding; DNA-binding transcription repressor activity, RNA polymerase II-specific. The record is from RefSeq and is a predicted model, not a curated record. Gene Ontology annotation, biological process: regulation of transcription by RNA polymerase II.
AUGGCAUUGUCCUUGCUACAAGAACAACAAUUAGCACGAGGAAUUUCAGUCAGACCAUUAGCAACAAUGAAACACGAAGAUGACCGUAGUUUGUCUCCGCCAAUGAAUCAACAUCAAAAUAUCUUUUCGGGAUUGCAUCCUGCCACAGCUUCUGCCAUGGGAAUGUUGGCGCCUCAACUUUUCUCAGGAAAUCCCGCGGCAACAGCUGCUCUCAUGGCUGCCGGGCUUCCAAUGUCGCUGCGAGCGAGUCUUGCUGGCGGUUUGUUUCCGCAUCAUCCAGCGCUUUUCGGAGCUUGGGGACCUCCGCCAUCGAGUUGCAGCUCACCCCCAAAGAGCCCAAUUUCUCCAGUUUACGGCAUGAAGGAACGCAAAUACACAAACAACAACAAUCAUAUUGUCUCGACGACAUCUGACAUCAAAAAAUCAUCGAAACGUAAGCCAUUCGCGAAGAAAGAAAUCAACACCGUUAGUUUAAAGAAGGAAUUACUUUCGCCGCCAUCCACGGAUGUCUCGAUGAAUCACGACAUGAUGAGUCCUGGCAUGAUUUCACCUCCGAAUUCAGGUUCGUCUCCCAAUUCCACGGGAUCCAUUGAUGUCCCAACGACGAUUGUUUCUGCCAGCACUACCAAAGACUCGUCCCGCGACAAAGUUUUCACCUGUAAAAUCUGCAGUAGAAGUUUCGGUUAUAAACAUGUCUUGCAAAAUCACGAAAGAACACAUACCGGCGAGAAACCCUUCGAAUGCCCCGAAUGUCAUAAGCGCUUUACGCGAGAUCAUCACUUGAAAACUCACAUGCGACUUCAUACGGGCGAGAAACCUUACUCCUGCUCACACUGCGAUCGCCAAUUUGUCCAGGUGGCAAAUUUGAGACGUCAUUUGCGUGUCCAUACCGGCGAAAGACCCUACACUUGUGACAUUUGCAACGCCCGUUUCAGCGAUAGCAACCAAUUGAAAGCCCAUUCCAUCGCGCAUACCGGCGAAAAGCCAUUCAGUUGCAAUCGGUGCGGAAGUCGUUAUCGCCGAAAACACUUGCUCGAUAACCACAAAUGCGACAACAAUAGCAGCAUUUCCGCCACGAGCCCAUUGACACCCAUGAUGAGCCCGAACAUGUACAUGAGCGACGUCAAAUCCGAAUUUAGCGAAGACUCGUUAGACUUGAGCAAAAUCUCGUCCAUCAGCAAAUCGACGCCCUUCAAUCAAUCCAUGCGGUACACCGACGACAGUCACGGCGACAUCGUUGAACGACGCAACCGAAAAGCCACGGAGGUGCGACACGUUGUGAGGAUCCCGCAAAUUAUGCACAUGCCAAGUAUGCUGCCCGAACAAACGGAACCCGAAGACUUGAGUAUGCAUUCGCCACGAUCGCCAAUCACGUCGCCCGUCUCCAUGGAAGAGCUCGAAGAGUUAGAUGAUGCCGCCGCAUUGUACAUGAAACAACGGAUGCAAAAGCUGCAAAACGGUAUGGAAUCAUAA